AUGGCGAACAGCACUAACAUCUCGGACUGGCUAGGUAAGCUUUGUAACGGUACGACCGACUUUCCGACCAAGGCCCGCUAUGAUCUGACAGCGUCGGGGAUCAUUUUGCCUCCGUCGGUUUCUCACGAUGCGUUUUCGAAUGAUGUCGCUAUUGUCGCUGCGACCUUGUACUGCUGGGAAUACCUGAUGACCGUUCCCUCGGAGCUCGGCAUCUACGUAACCAUCCCUUUGCGCGCCCCUCACCUGAUACUGUUCGUGCUGAUGCGAUACACAACCCUGGUCGCCAUCAGUCUGGGCCUCUACGCUACCUGGCGUCGACAAAGUGGCGACUGCAUCCCCUACCGCGAAAUCUGCACGCUUCUCGUUCAACUUUCUGUCUCCGCCGUGCUCGGCUGGCGUACGAUCGCCAUCUGGCAGAGGGACGCACGUAUCAUCGUCAUCGUGUUUCUGCUGCUCACCACCCUGAUGCUCUUCUCGUCGCUGCUGGUGCUCAGCUUGAAGUCGAGAAAGCUGAGCAACGGGGCGUGCCUGCUGGUCGAGAACGGCAACUACGAGUUUUUCCCGCUGGCGUGGUUCUACGCGGGCACGGUGCUGUACGAUACGAUUGUGAUCGUGUUGAGCACGUACCGGUUGUGGCAACAUCACAAAGACGUGGUUGCGUUUCCGGAGGCGGGUGCGACGAAGAAAAAGGGUAGGAAACCGAGGAUACAUUGGUUGCAGUGGCUCCAUUCGCAGUGGAACAGCCUCACGCCACUUCUGUUUCGAUUGGCGUCCAACGGUGUGCUGUACUUCGGCUUUUCGAUGGUGUUCAACAUCGUGUGCUUUGUUGUAGGUCACUGGGACGAGCGUCGAGCGCAGGAUCUGAUGCUGCUAUACUCGUCCGUGAUGUGGAUCGUGUGCCAGCGACUGGUGCUGCUGGAAGUGAAGGCGACGUGGAGAGACCGCUUGUCAAUCGACGGGCUCAAGCAGGCGGGAGACGAGGAGACAGAUAGGCUGAUCGCAAGGAUCCUGCAGGCGUCCUGGUCAUCCAAACCGCCGCCUCCGAUGAACGGCAAGCCUUGGACGACAGAAGGCAUGAAAGACAAAAGCAAGGAACAGCUUGUGCUCAGCUUGUCGGUCGACAGCUGUCUCAGGGCUGCACCCAUUUCGUGCUGCGCGUGUAGUCGGGGCAGAGAAGCGCAGUCGAAACGGUCGCGGGCGGCGGAGACAAGCCGACCGUCUGGAUUGGGCGUUGAACACAAUGAUGCAGAGAUGGGGGAGGCGAGAGUGCAUCAGUUGCACGAUUUUCGACUUUCGCUGCCUGAAGGGUUCUUUGACGAGUUCGGCGCUGCCUCGAGGACGCCGAUGGGAUCAAAGACUGUCGAUUCCGUUGGUGUUGCUGCUCGAACGAAUAUGUGUAACGACGAGAGCGAUCCAGAGGCAAGAAUGGAGACAGGCAUCAAGCGCAGGUUGGGCACGUUACUCCCGACACGAGCCCCGCACAAACUCUUCGCCGCCUCGCCCAACAGGUCCCCACGUAGCGACACCACCGUAGACACCGCAGCGUCCAACACCGCCAUCUCAAUCGAUCACCCCCUCCUCGACUCCCCUUCCAUCCCCCCCCGGCUCACCCCUCAUUCCAAUGACGCUACGCCGUCCUCGCGCCUCUCGCGCCUCUCGCACGCCUUUGACGGGUGCUCUAAAUCCACCUCCAGCCUCAGCAUCCCCACUACAUCCAAUUGCACUUGCAGCUAUCUCAAUAAAACCGACCCCGCGCCAGAUACCGAGCAGCAGCAGCAGCAGCAGCAUCGACGGACUUCACAAAGACGGGGAAGAGCUAUCACUACGCUGCCGAGCCUGGAAGUCGCCGACAUGCUAGCCAACAUGACGGACGACGCAAAGACGACAGCACUGGCGCUUGCGGGGAUGGAAGGGGUGCAGCCUUCGUUGGCCGGAUCGGAGCUGUUUGCCUCGCCGCGUGCUCAACCGCCAAGACCGCUCUGGAUCAUUCAUCCUCCGCUGUAG
Molecule: messenger RNA, 2004 nt
Organism: Sporisorium graminicola
Lineage: Eukaryota; Fungi; Basidiomycota; Ustilaginomycetes; Ustilaginales; Ustilaginaceae
Exons: 3
Coding region: 1-2004 (667 amino acids)
Source: RefSeq, a predicted model, not a curated record